AUGCUUCUGGACAACUCCCAAUCGAUGUCGAUGCUGAAAACUGUCCUCCAGGUUAUGGACCAUCCAUCGCAUAUUGGGUCAGCAAAAUUCGUGGAAGGCCGGCUCAUCACAAGAGGCAUCCUUGUGACAUCCAUCGCUCAGGAAGUUCUGGCGUUCCUGGAUCGUGAGCUCGCGAGAGGCGAUCCGCUCCGACACAACGACCUAGAGAUCGGUCUGGAGCACCUAGAUCUUAUCGAUGUUAAGGCCGAGAACGAUGGGUCACGGGUCGUGCUCGUACCUAUGCUCGCGUUGUCGCUAACUGGUAUUUAG
Molecule: messenger RNA, 309 nt
Organism: Dichomitus squalens LYAD-421 SS1
Lineage: Eukaryota; Fungi; Basidiomycota; Agaricomycetes; Polyporales; Polyporaceae
Exons: 2
Coding region: 1-309 (102 amino acids)
Source: RefSeq, a predicted model, not a curated record